This is a messenger RNA of Cetraspora pellucida, 186 nucleotides long. The record is from the annotation of a GenBank genome assembly. Lineage: Eukaryota; Fungi; Glomeromycota; Glomeromycetes; Diversisporales; Gigasporaceae.
AUGACUGAAGGAAAAAAAUUAAAAACCAAAACUGUUUGUGUUUAUAAUUCUAAUUUAUUUACUGAAUUUUCUAAAGAUGUCUUAAAUUUGUAUAAGAGAACUAGUUCUGAAAUAGAGAAAAUUAGAGCAUCUAAUCAUGCUUUUACUAAAGAAAUUGGUAGAUACUUGGACAGAGAAGAUUCCUGA